Molecule: messenger RNA, 1584 nt
Organism: Penicillium olsonii
Lineage: Eukaryota; Fungi; Ascomycota; Eurotiomycetes; Eurotiales; Aspergillaceae
Source: the annotation of a GenBank genome assembly
AUGUAUUUCCCGGCACGAAAUUGUGCCCCCAUCGUGUCGGUCGCCACGGGCAUGAUAUCGCACCGCGGUGCUCCCUCCGCUCUAGGAAGACUUGGCCUUUCGGGGCGAAACCGGUGGGCUGCGGCACCCGUUUCCACAUCCAGACACAUUCGUUCGCUCUCACAAAGAUCUUUGGACCUUGGUUCGGGGUUCAAGGUAUCUGGAUCGUCACCCGCCACAAGACCGGCAUGCGCUGUCCCCAUCCAGUACUUUGGAUGCUCGCAGACCAGAAGCUUCAGCAGAGCAGACCACACCCAGGUCUCAGGCGACAACCAGAAGACCGAGGACCUGUUGGAGAAAUUUGAAGUUCAGGAAGGAAACCAAGAGGCCCGUCCUCAACACACAGUGCUCCAUGAAGAUCCGAAGGACAGGAACUCCUUGGCGGAAGGAGACAAAUGGCCAGAGCGGAUGACAAAAGGCAAAAUGUUGACGACACCAUCGCGACUCUUCAAAUUGAUUGUUCCAUUAACAACAAUUGCCAACCAGGAAAUUGAACCCAUAGCUAUCCUAGUCCACCCUCAACAACCACUAUCAUAUUUGGAGAGAUUGAUUCAAUCCGAAGUACCUCCAAUCAUUGGCCAUACCGACAAGCUUCGCCCGCCUGCCGUAUCCUUCAUUGCCCUGCAGCAUGAGGACAAUGCCAUCAAACCCAAAAAGAAGAUCGAAGAUGAGGUCGACGUGGAUGCCCACCAAAACAACAAGGACCAGGAUUAUGUCCCCGGCAACGACGGCGUCGGCGGCAGUAGGCCAAAAGGCAGCCGGCCGAUCCAGCGCAAACGAUCACGCGAAGAGGACGCGGAGACGAUCAGCUAUCCACGUGUGCCCAGUUCUGACGAUAUUCCCGACGGCGAACCCGAACGUUUCGUCCGCUGGUCCCAAGCUACCGAGGUCGGGGACUUUAUUCGAGAUGCUGCGCGGGCCGGCGAAUUCAUUGUCACCAUCGAAGGUGCACCAGAGGGCCUAGGACAGAUUCGAGUUGCGGUACCUUCUUUCAACGAACGCACCUACUACCUGCGCAUGCGGCUACGCAAGCUCGCGCGCCGCAUUCAGACAAUGGCGAAUGUCAAGGAACGAUGUGAUGCACUUGCGCAUCGCGGCGCGCAGCGUGUUGCAAUGGGUGGAUUCGGAAUUUUGGCUGUUUGGUGGCUCACGGUCUACCGGUUGACAUUCGAGACUUCCCUUGGAUGGGAUACUAUGGAGCCCGUGACUUAUCUCGUCAGUUUGUCAACGCUGAUGGGAGGUUAUCUGUGGUUUUUGUAUCACAACCGAGAGAUUUCCUAUAAGUCUGCGCUUGACUUCACCAUCAGUGCUAGACAGAAGAAGUUGUACAACCAGCACAAGAUUGAUCUGCAACUUUGGGAGUCUCUCAUUGACGAGGGUAAAUCGCUCCGCCGGGAGAUCAAGAAUAUUGCCGCCGAGUAUGAUGCCGAAUGGGAUGAGAGAGCCGACGAGCAUGACCAACGUGUCACAAAGGUUCUCAAGUCGGAAAACCGAGAAAAGAAAGAAAAGAAAGAUUCUGAUGAUCAGGAUGGCAAGUCUGAUUAG